GUGAAAUGUCACUGUCAGUGUCAUAAUUUACAUGUCACGAUGUGAAGAUACACCGAAAUCCGAAUUUCACGUGAAAAUAAAAUAUCUAUUGCAUUUUAAGAAAAUGGUUUCCAAAUAAGGUACCACUUUCUUUCCACAAUAAUAAAAUGAAGCUUGUGUUUAAGAACAUCGAUAAAGAUGGCAGCGGGUGCAUCGCACUUGUGCCUGAAGAGCCGGAGGACAUGUGGCACGCCUACAACUUAAUAGCGAAGGGUGAUGUAGUUACGGCGUCGACCGUACGAAAAGUGCAAACUGAAUCGUCGACUGGCUCCUCUACCAGUAACAGAGUCCGUACGACGCUCACAAUAAGGGUGGAGACCAUCGACUUUGAUACCCAGGCCUGUGUAUUAAGGUUAAAAGGCCGCAAUAUUGUUGAGAACCAAUAUGUUAAGAUGGGAGCAUAUCAUACUCUAGAUUUAGAGUUAAAUAGGAAAUUUACACUGCAAAAGAUAUUAUGGGACUCAGUAGCUCUAGAGAGAGUAGAGUUGGCCUGUGACCCAGCCGCGUCUGCCGAUGUGGCUGCUGUGGUUAUGCAGGAAGGCCUCGCUCAUGUCUGCCUCAUCACACCUUCAAUGACACUGGUGAGGUCAAAGAUUGAUGUCAACAUACCAAGGAAGCGGAAAGGAUUUGUACAGCAACAUGAAAAGGGCUUAAACAAAUUUUAUGAAGCAGUUAUGCAAGGAAUCCUGAGGCACAUUGAUUUUAAUAUUGUCAAAUGUGUGAUCCUCGCAUCACCAGGGUUUGUGAAGGACCAGUUCUUUGAUUACAUGAUGCAGCAGGCAAUUAAAACUGAUAACAAGCUGCUCAUUGAAAACAAAUCCAAAUUUUUGCUUGUCAAAGCAUCUUCAGGUUUUAAACAUUCUUUGAAAGAAGUUUUACAAGAGCCUGCAGUGAUAGCGAAAAUUUCAGACACAAAAGCAGCAAGUGAAGUGAAGUUGUUGGAAAGUUUCUACACAAUGUUACAACUUGAGCCAGCAAAAGCUUUUUAUGGGAAAAAACAUGUUGAAAAGGCAAACGAAGCAAUGGCAAUAGAAACACUUAUGAUAUCCGACAAAUUGUUUAGGUGUCAAGAUAUACUGAAGAGGAAGGAGUAUGUGGGGCUAGUAGACUCGGCAAGGGAAAAUGGCAGCGACGUUAGGAUAUUUUCAAGCAUGCAUGUGUCUGGAGAACAACUGGACCAACUAACUGGAAUUGCAGCAGUUUUACGUUUCCCAAUGCCAGAACUUGAAGACAGUGAUGAUGAAAAUGACAUUGAUUCUGAUUAGGAUUUAUUGAUUAAUUAAUCACUGACAUGUUAUACUGGUGGACUAAAUGCCUGCAAUAGCCAGAUGUUUGGAAAAAUGUGCUGUAUACUUGGAUGAAUGAAGGGCUGGACCCUUCUAACCUGAUAACCACCAAAACCACCACGUCCAAACUAGAGUUGCCAUAAAUAUUCUACUAUCAAACCACUAUUUUUUGGUAUUCAAUUGACCUAAAAAUGGAUAAUAGUUAUCCCAAUCAAUUUUACUUAGGUACAAUAGUUUUAAAAUAUUGUAAUCGUGGUAAUAUUAUGUACUCGUACAAGAUCCGGCAUAAGAAUUAUAUAUCCUCAUCUGAUAACUAAUUGGGAUGGGAAUUAAAUGAUAAAAAUAUUCACAUUGAAACAUUGCACAUGGUUUGCCUAGUUAAAUAGUGUGUGUGUAGUAGUGUGGCCGGAAGUAACGGUAUCGCUUUCAUGCUGGAGCUGUGGGGUUGCCAGAUAUAAACAUUAAACAGUUAAAUGUUAUUUUUAUAUCCUCAUCAGUAAUUUUUAGUCAUCUAAUAUGUAAUUUUUUUAAUUCAACAAAUAUUAUGUUGCCUUUGAUCUAGUUCAAAGAUCCUGUAGUUCCUAGAUUUUGUAUAAAAAAGUGCAAGGUUAUUAGCAGUUGUUGACAGCAAACAGGUGAUUGUCGACCAAGUAACUCGUUUCGUAUUUCGUAACGUGUCUAGAAAAUAACGUAGAGACCCAGUUCUAUCACACGCUCCGCUAUACAUCGCAACAAGGAAGUUAGAUUGCGCCAUGUGUUAUUAUUGUUUACGCGCUCAACAAGCAUGUAUUUUGUGGCGAACAUUCGGCACUUCGACCAAAUCACUAUUCGUGACAACUCUAGUCCUAACUCUAUAAAUGGCUACCUACUCUAUGGUAGGAGCACAAUCAUUGGCUAACAGCCUUUAAAAAAUUAAGCAUGUCUGGCUAUUGCAGACUUUCGCUCUAUGGUACUCGUAGAGGUCAGUAUUCGUAAACUGCUCGAUUGUUUAUAUUUUACGAAAUAUUGAUUUUUAAUUGUAUAUUUCUCAUUGAAUCUUGUUUCUGAACAUUGUUUUUAUGUUGACAUGUUAAAUUAAAUGUCUAGGAUUAAUAAAAAUGUUCUUUUUCAUGGCUGGCUGAUAUUUCAAUUGUAAUUUGUUCUUUUAAUUUAUAUUAUUUAUUGAUCUGUUAUUUUAAAAAAACCUGAAGAGUAUGUAUGUCUGAAUGUGCUGUGUGAUGAAGGUCCAAUUUUAUUAGAAUUACAUCCAGACUAUUGCUAUAAAAGUACACUGUGUUGCUCUAUCUGUCAGUGACAUUCCCAUUAAAAUUUAUUUAGCUAUUGCAGACUAGCUGACAAACAAACCGACUAAGCACAUUCAAACAUUCCAAAACAACGGGCUAGAGUUGGUAAUAGGUAUAAAAAUACCAAUAUGAAACAUUUCCAAAAAUUUAUAAGGAUAUUUGUUAGACAAAAUAAAACAUCAUUGAAAUCAGAGAAAA
Bicyclus anynana (squinting bush brown) is the source of this 2806-nucleotide messenger RNA. RefSeq names its product protein pelota (gene pelo). Gene Ontology annotation, cellular component: cytoplasm. Gene Ontology annotation, biological process: nuclear-transcribed mRNA catabolic process, non-stop decay; RNA surveillance; ribosome disassembly. The coding region runs from base 147 to 1304 and encodes 385 amino acids. The record is from RefSeq and is a predicted model, not a curated record. NCBI's taxonomy places the organism in Eukaryota, Metazoa, Arthropoda, Insecta, Lepidoptera, Nymphalidae. The transcript has 7 exons.